Messenger RNA from Ixodes scapularis (black-legged tick), 5820 nucleotides. Its product is annotated as ubiquitin carboxyl-terminal hydrolase 19. NCBI's taxonomy places the organism in Eukaryota, Metazoa, Arthropoda, Arachnida, Ixodida, Ixodidae. The transcript has 24 exons. Gene Ontology annotation, biological process: protein deubiquitination. The coding region runs from base 253 to 3465 and encodes 1070 amino acids. The record is from RefSeq and is a predicted model, not a curated record. Gene Ontology annotation, molecular function: cysteine-type deubiquitinase activity.
AUCGCUGAGGGGGAAAAACACAAUAGAAAAGAAAACAUAUCUUUGGAAUCCUCUGGAUCGUGGUAUGCGCUGUGUUGUUCCCCUUUUGAUCGUAGCACGUUAGCUAGCAUACAAAUUCUGGCGUUUUGUGAAAAGGUGGGUCGAAAGUUCAGAAGGUAAACGUGUUUCCUUGAGCGUUUCUUGGGUAACCCGCGCGCUUGUAGUCGAACAUAUUAAACGGCGCGCCGACGACUCAAACGGCGCCGAUGUAUCAUGGAUUCGAAGAGACAUGAGAACAAGCGACGCAAGGAAAAGGAGAACUCCAGCAAGGACUCCGAAUCCAAGGGCGAAAAAAGGAGGGUGCUGAGGCACGAGUGGAGCCAGACGCGUUCGGAAGUCAGUGCCACCCUGGACGUCGGUUUUCCUGUCGACUCCAACCAGGUGACCCUCAAGUGCACCGACGCGGAAUGCUCAAUCACCCUGCCAGAUGGCCGCCACUGGGACUGUGAACUCUUUGCGCCGGUGGUGGGCGAGUACACCAGCCUGAUCCACAAGCCCAAGAAGGUGGUGGUGAAGAUGGUGAAGAAGGAUCCCUCCAUCAACUGGUGCCAGCUUGAGAAGUCGGACGAGCCUUUGCGGCCAGACGUACCCACCCAAGAUGACAAGGAGGAGAAUCCGACAACGGAGCUCACGAACCCAAAGUAUGACUACUACGAGAGUGGGGCAAACGGUGACACGGUUACGGUGACCUUGUUCGUCAAGAGCAUUUCCAAGGAAACGCUCAAUGUCGAGUUCCACGAUGCAGGGUUCUCCGUGCGGUUCCGUACCAAGAACACCAACUCCGAGUUUCUGGAGCUGCACAAAGCGACGGAAGAGACAACCUUCGUGUGGCGCGUCAACGUAAAGGAGCCAAUCAGAGCAGCGGAGUGUCGUCACCGACUGAGCCCGUGCAAGCUGGAGCUGAUACUCAAGAAGGUGGUUCCGGCGAAAUGGUCAUGUCUCGAGCUUCCCGUCAAGAAAGAGCCCAUGGCCGCUCCAAGCAACACCUGGAUGCCGGUGUCGCGGAGUGCGUCGCUUGCCGCUCCGCCGCCGGAGGCGUCGACUCCGAUUCCGCUGGCGGCAGCUCCUGAGAGGGCUGGCUGCUCCGAGCCCCCUACGUUGGACUCCAGUGCUGGGGACGCAAGCUCGCUGCACGCGCCGACGUUGAAGCAAGAGGAGGCUAAGAAGAAGACCUAUGUGGUGCCAACCCAGAGGACACCUCCGGACGGGGGUGCCGAGAGGUCGCCGGCGGUCCUGGAGCCCGAGGUGGCGCUGGGCUACACAGGCCUGGACAACCUGGGCAACACCUGCUUCAUGAACAGUGUGCUUCAGUGCCUUGCCAACACCAGAGAGUUCCGGGACUACUUCCUCGGUGGCGUCUUUCAAGGGGAGAUCAACACGGAAAACCCGCUGGGCAUGCGCGGGGAGCUGGCGGUGGCCUUUGCGGUGCUGCUUCGCUGGCUGUGGUCCGGGGCGCAGCGGUCUUACGCCCCCUCACGCCUCAAGAGCCUCAUCAGCGUCAAGGCUCCGCAGUUCACCGGCUUUGCCCAACACGACGCGCAAGAGUUCAUGGCCUUCUUGCUGGACGGCUUGCACGAGGAUCUGAACCGGAUUCACAACAAGCCUUACGUGGAAAGCGUGGACUCUGCCAACCGACCGGACGAGGUGGUUGCCGAAGAAUCGUGGAGUCGCUACAAGCUACGCAACGACUCCAUAGUGGUAGACCUGUUCCAGGGACAGUACAAGUCAACGGUCAUCUGCCCCGAGUGCCAAAAGGUGUCCAUCAACUUUGACCCGUUCCUCUACCUGUCGGUGCCCCUCCCAAAGAAGCAGAAAAUCUUUGUGGUGCACUUUUACCGCUGGGAUCCCGACCAAGUUCCCAUCAAGCUUUGCCUGAGGCUAAACCAAGAUGCCAGAGUGGAGGAUCUGAAGGACGAGAUCUUUAAGAAGACUCAUGUCUUACCCAAGAAUCUAAGGGUGCUCGAAGUUUACAACCGGAAAAUCUACAAGGUGUUCAACAGAGACGACGACAGCCUGAUGGACAUCACGCCCAAGGAUCUCAUUUUUGCGUUUGAAAUUUUGGACAGGGACAAAGCUCGCGAGAAGGUCAUCGAGGUCGCAGUCGUGCAGCGGCUACUCAUGCCUCACGCGGCAACCACGUGCGCGUCGUGUGGCGUGGCAAAGUUGGAAGCGCUCAAGCGCUGCACGCGGUGUCUCCGCGUCGGCUACUGCAACCGGACGUGCCAGACGAACCACUGGCAUCAGCACAAGAGCGUCUGCAAGUUUGUGCCCGAGCUGAUCGGGCUCCCGUUUGUGCUGAGCUUGCCCCAGUCUCAGGCCACCUAUGCCAACCUCUGCAGGCUCAUGGAGGCUUACUCUAGGCACUCUGUCAACGUGUUCCAACCGCCGGUGAAGUCGAACAAGUGUGCCCUGGAUGCAGCCGCCGGAACCCCGCCUGGAAGCGUCGAGCCUUUGGAGGCCGAGCUGGACGAGGCCGAAGGUUUGGAUCCCGGCAGCAACGAGGGGGGUCCAAUGUUUGGCGUCACGAGCGUGGUUCCUUACGCCGAGAGCUGUCCCAGCAAGGUCGACUUUGUGUUCGAGGACAGAGGCAACGAGCCUCUGGAUCUGUCUCGAGUGUACUACCUGGCAAUGGACUGGAGGAACAACCAGCGCCAGGGAAGCUACGUUCUCGUCGAAUCCAAAGAAGUGGAUUAUGCAACCAUGGACGACGACUGCAACCUGCCUUUUUCCGAGGAAGAUGGCAUCAGCCUGGACCAGUGCCUGACGUUGUUCACGGAGCCCGAAGUGCUGAGUCCGCAGGAGGCCUGGUACUGCCCGGGCUGCAAGGAGCACCGUCAGGCCACCAAGGAGCUGUCCCUGUGGCGCCUGCCCCCCGUGCUCAUCAUCCAGCUCAAGCGCUUCUCCUUCACACGCUCCAUCUUCAGGGACAAGAUUGACAAGAUGGUGGACUUCCCCAUCAACGGCCUGGACGUCAGCCCCUACUACUGUGGUCCUGCGUGCGAGUCUGGUGGACCCCAGCCGGUGUACGACCUAUUCGCAGUGAUCAACCACCACGGCGGCAUGCUGGGAGGACACUACACCGCUUUCGGCCGGUGCACCGACGCGACGGACACCCGCCUCAGUGAGGUCGGCUGGCGGCUGUUCGACGACAGCCGCGUUAACGCCGUCUCAGACGUGCGCGUGGCAACGUCUGCUGCGUACAUGCUCUUCUACCGGCGCAGGAAUACGCCAUUCGAACUCUCGUCAUGUGGCGCGUCAAUGUGGCGGCCGAAAGCCGCGACCGCGCCUUCGCAGAAGCUCCUCAAGGACCGGGAGAACCUGUUGGACCAGGAGUUUUCGGCACAGAACGACGCGAACAACAACCGGUGCCACUACGGCGUCGCGACACCGGAUGACGCGUCAGUCGACAUGGACUCUCCGGACUGACGCGGACGCAGCGGCGGCGGCGGCGGCGACGACGACGACAAGGAGGAGCUUCAUCAGUUGCAUCGGGGGGCGUGACGAUUCGUUAGGACUGCGGUUUGGGUACAGUGCCUAGAACGCGUCUCCGACUGGUGUCAUCUUUCCAUUUCCGUUUGACUAUGCCGUAGAGUCAUCAUGGCCGCGAUUGCGAUGUCCGGCAGGGUAGCGCUCUGGUAUUUGCGACAUUAUUUGUUGCCGUUUUGAGACCACUUUCGAAAUGGGAUGCUAAACACACCGGUCGGAGACCCGUUCCACGCAUUGUAGUUUGGCCGAGUUGGUUGUUCGUACAUCCGGCGUUACGGCGCACAAAAGCAGACACAAUUUUGCGCAGGCACGGUGCAGUCCAGGCUGCACAAGUAUCUCCCUUUGUGCGUGCCCGUGCGAACCGUGCGUCUGCUUUGGUACGCCGCAACGUCGGAGGUAACAAUUUGCCUUUGCGUCACCCAGGGUUUGUCGUUUUUGGGGGUUCGAGAGCGACAUUCAGUGGCGUUGCCCGAUCUUAACUUUCGAGGUAUCCGCUUGCUUUUUGAGUUCGCGAGAAAAGGAAUUGUCGAUUUUCGACGUACAAAGGCAGUUACCUUUUUUCUUUAUCGCUCCCCCUCUAUCCAACAAGCAACACCUGCGUAGGAGUUUACAAGACUUGCUGUGUUUUUGGAUUUUGAACGAGUCUGAGCAGUCAUUUUUAUUAGAUUGAAGGAAUUCUUUGUUGGAGGAGGCGGUUGCGACUCUUUUGAGAUUACACGAAACAGUAUCGUCGUCUGGAACGUCGUCUCCCUCUCUGCCUGUCGAAACUCGCUAAAGGAGGGCAAUAUCCCGUCGCGCGGCAGCAACUGGUACCUCCGGACGCAAGAACCCAAACUGGCCCGGCUGGCAAAAGGUGGCGCUGCUUGUUCUAAAGCAAAGACGAGAAAGUAGACAGAGCGAAUAGGUAGUAUACUAUGCCUCUACUAAACGUAGGCGAUGAGCAUUCCCGUCCUACUACCUAGUGUAAUUAAAAACUUUAAUUGUGUUCUUUGACUAGGUAGUAGUAAAUAUGUUUAUAGGAAAGAUGAAGUGCUUAUGUUAUUGCCUCUUGUUUUGAAUUGUCUGGCAAGACAGGGAAAGGCGACGGGGAAGGGGGGGGGGGGGGGGGGGAUGGUGUUGGAACGUUUUAUUUACAUAAAAAUGAAAUUAGCCGUCGUCUCGCUCGACUGUAGCCAUUUGAGACUGUGAGGGGAGAUGCACCUUUUGCAACUAGCAGCGCCAUCUUUUGGCUGUCGACUUGGUUUGUUUUUGUUUGAUUUCCCGACGACUACUACUUAUGGACGUAAAAAGCGUGUAGGUUCCAAACGUUUAUUGGCAAACGAAACCUGCGUAGGAUUUGGUGUCUAGGCGUUUAGUGAAAAAACAAGACCGAACAUACCUACGUCGCUCGCCACGUUUUUUAGGUUUUGAGCAAGUCUGAGCAGUCGCAUUUAGAGGAAUCCUUUGUUAAAGGAAACAGUUGUGACUUUACAGAUUGGGGCUCUUCAGUUUUGGGAUAGUCUUUUAGGUUUGCACUGCUGAUGUAGGGGAGUGUUGUAUGUGGCACAUGUGAACACUAGUGAUGGAUCCCAAUCCGUUCCGAAGUUGCUCUACGUCACGGGCACAGUAUUAAAGUGGCCGAACUCCUAGUCCGACAAAGCAUUACGUUGUCAGUGCAACAAGCUGCAUUCUUCCAAACUAAUUUAGCUCAAGCAUGCGACGUCAGUUUAGCAAACAUUUCUGUUCAGGUUCCUCCGUGGCUUGUGCAUUUGAGACGUUCUUCGUGGUCGGGCAUUCUAAAAACUUAAGUUGAUUCAAGUUUGUGUGUAAACCAGAGCAUUGAGCACGGCCCACUUUAAUUCUUUGCAGGCAAUUCGUCUCUCACACUUCGUCACAUCCUUGAGAACUAGCCGAACACCACCGCCGUCAUUAAAGCCCACAAAAUCGAUGCCUAGCUAUAUGUAUCUAGUGCAUAAAGAGCUUUGCAUGCAUUGUGUUGCUGCAAUUGCCUGUGACCUAGUUUCCUGAGAAGGAAUGAUAGAAAAUUUAAUAAAAGUAAGCCUGUUUCCUGUUUUGUAUCACGUCGGAAGCUGAAUACCGUUCCUCUAGAAAGGUACCAAAUUUCACCAUUUUGUCAGUAUAAGCAGAUCGUCUUUCACAUUGCCUCGAUCCAUGCCUUGCAGGCCUUUUUGCAUCGACGACGUUCCCGGAUGCACGCUUUAAUCAAGCGCACAGCAAUGCAAACGCGUUUACAUAUGUAUAUACGCUACUACUGAGACACCACUAUUGGUGCUGUAAAUAAACGACGUAUAAAAA